UAACUUCACUUCCGGGGCGGCCAUUUUGGGCGGUCCGUGGCUGGUCGGUGCGGCGGCGGGGCGGGCUCGGCCCGGGCCACAGGGCUGUGACAGCGGCGGGGACAGUAGGAGCGACAGCGGUGGGGCGGACACCCGCGCCGGGCAGUGUCGGGGCGCCGCCGCAGGGCCAGAGCCGCCGCCCGGGGACCGCAGCGCCCGCCUGCCCGCGCCAUGUCGGACUUCGACAGCAACCCCUUCGCGGACCCGGACCUCAACAACCCCUUCAAGGAUCCUUCUGUUACACAAGUGACAAGAAAUGUUCCUCCAGGACUAGAUGAGUAUAAUCCAUUCUCUGAUUCAAGAACACCUCCUCCAGGAAAUGUGAAAAUGCCUAAUGUACCCAGUACCCAGCCAGCAAUAAUGAAACCAACAGAAGAACCACCUGCCUACACGCAAAUUGCUAAGGAGCAUGCCUUGGCCCAGGCAGAACUGCUGAAGCGUCAGGAAGAACUGGAAAGAAAAGCAGCUGAACUAGAUCGCAGAGAAAGGGAAAUGCAGAGUCUCAGUCAGCAAGGGGGUAGAAAAAAUAACUGGCCACCUCUUCCUGAGAAUUUUCCAGUAGGUCCUUGUUUUUACCAGGAUUUUUCCGUAGACAUUCCUGUAGAAUUCCAGAAGACAGUAAAGAUUAUGUACUAUUUGUGGAUGUUCCACACAGUGACACUGUUUCUUAAUAUCUUUGGAUGUUUGGCCUGGUUUUACGUUGAUGCUACACGAGGGGUUGAUUUUGGAUUGAGUAUUCUCUGGUUCUUGCUUUUUACCCCUUGUUCUUUUGUCUGCUGGUACAGACCACUUUAUGGAGCUUUCAGGAGUGACAGUUCAUUCAGGUUCUUUGUGUUCUUCUUUGUAUAUAUCUGUCAGUUUGCUGUACACGUACUUCAAGCUGCAGGAUUUCAAAGAUGGGGAAACUGUGGGUGGAUUUCAUCUCUAACUGGACUUAAUAAGAGUAUUCCUGUUGGCAUUAUGAUGAUAAUCAUAGCUGCACUUUUCACAGCAUCUGCUGUUAUCUCAUUAGUUAUGUUUAAAAAGGUGCACGGCCUCUACCGCACGACUGGUGCCAGCUUUGAGAAGGCGCAGCAGGAGUUUGCAACAGGAGUGAUGUCCAACAAAACUGUACAAACUGCUGCGGCCAAUGCCGCAUCAACAGCAGCCACCAGCGCAGCCCAAAACGCGUUCAAGGGUAACCGAAUGUAGGGAAACAAAGUCACCACGGUUCGCUUCGAUUGUACUUUGUUUUCCAGUCGCUUACGUGUUCCCUAAAAGUCUAGAUCGAAAUUCACACAGCAUGUUUCUCUCUUCUGCAGCUGUGCAUGGGUAAAAUGGGAAAUGAUUGGUUAAUUUUAUUAUAAAUUUAUUUAUUUUAAGAGGAAAACCAUUUUUUUCCCUUCUUUUUAAGAUGUUGCGUUCUAGAAUAAAAAAGCUUUCCAUAUGUCAUGGAGGAUAAAUAAUUUCAGCAAUUGGCCUGAGAAUGAACUGUGGUAUAUAAUGAUCAAAUAAUUGUAUUAACAAGUUUUUUAGUGGUUCACUCCAGUAUUUUUUUAACUUCAGGAAAGCACUUUGGAUCAGUUAUUUUUCUGCAUAAGAACUGAUUUCCCAAUUCCUACUAUAAGAAGUGGGGUAGACUAAGAGAUAUAGAAAGUUAGGUUUGGCUACUGCUUUUGCAACUUCAGCAGUUGCUGGAGGUGAAAUACAAGUAAGGUAGAGACUAUAACUUUUUUUUUUAAGGUAAGUCUUUUGAUAUAAACCUGUAAGUUUGCAUGAAUACUGUUAUCUGAAUUUGUUUAACUAGUUGUUUGGUCCAGAAUUUACCUGCACCACUUUAUAGGAUUUGUUUGUAUCUAUUUCCACAUAGUAUUCUCUACCUGUGAGGAAUUACUAUGGUGCAUAAGCAUUCUCUGUAAUAGAAUGUGUAAUGCAGUGUACAGUUUAAGGAAGUUAACUGGUGGUUUCAGUUGCAGAGCUAAAUGAUUAUGUAUUUACUAUUUUUAAUUUCAGUGUUCAUGUGUUGGGGUAAUAAUUUUGCUGGAAAAGAAGCCAAUAUUGACUUUUAGAACACUAGUUUCUUGUCUGCCUUCCCUCUUCUAUGUGCAGUGGGGUUUUUGUUCUAUUUGGGAUUUUUGGGGGGUUUGUUGUUUUUUGUUUGUUUGUUUGUUUUUUGUUUUUUCAAGUAUAGAUUUGUGUUUAACAGUGGUACUAAAUCUCUAGCCUGGUCAGUCACUCUGUUUACUGCUUGUCCAAACCCCUAAAUAUACAGUAUUUAAUUUUCUAAUAGGAAUAUUGUCUAAAACGAAGCCCUUUAAGCAAUGGCAUUUAACAGACACUUGAAUUAAUUUUAAUGUUAACUCAGCCAUGUCUGUAGUGUGGUUUAAGCUGUGGGGAAAAAAGCUUUUAAACUAUUUUGAAUUGGCAAAGUGAGAAAUGUUCAUCUCUAAUAAAGUUAAAUUUUUACUCAUUGAACUGGAGGCCUGAGAGGUUAAAUUGGUGCUGUGAAACUGAACAAUCCAUAAUAAUUUCACAGAAUAUUCUGAGUUGGAAGGGACCCAAAAGGAUCAUCAAGUCCAACUCUUAAGUGAGUAGUCCAUAUGGGACUGAAUGGCCCAUAAUGGGGAUCAAACCCACAGCCUUGGUGUUAUUAGCACCAUGCUCUGACCAACUGAGCUACUCUCAGGGUGGUACAUACCAUCGUAAUAUUCUAGAAUAUCAUAUAAUCGGAUCUUAGUAUAGUGACAUGUUUCUCUCCCUUGAAGAUUGUUUAUAUUCUUGGAUUGCUUCAUGAGUCUUACAUACAAUACUUGGGCAGUUUUUCAAACCAUUUUAGAAAAUGAAAACAGGAAAGACAACAUCCCACAACCUGUGUAAGUACAUACCAUGGCUGAAAUUAAUUCAGCUCUUACGGUGAAUCACCUUUAGUAAGACAGCGUAAAAUUCUAAGCCUCCUCCAUGUGUUGAAUGUGAACAGAAUUUCAUGGAUUCUUUUUUACUACACUCUAUUCACAAUAACAGAAGAUCAUUUAAAAAAAUACACCCCUAGCUUAAUCCCUGGAUCAGUAGUAUACUGUUACCAUGAAGUCCUCUAUUAGUCUCCUUUCUUUUACUAAUUUCUUUAAAUCCAACUUGAAUUUGGAUAAAUGUCAUAGCUUCACUUAUGCUGAAGUUCAUAUUAAUGAAUCCACUUGCUUUAAAUACUCUAUGUAACAAGGCCACUAAAAUUUCAUACUAGUGGACAUGCUAGCAGUGAACUUAAAUUUGUGUGGAGUGUUUUAAAAGCUUUACAGAUAAAAGUCACUGUUCUCUGCUGAGAUUGGGCACCAUCCUUCUAGCAGCUGUAUAUCAAGAUUGUUCUUUUCAUAAUAUUUUAAACUUAACUUGAGAGUCGUAUGUAGGAACUCUGCUAUGGAUUACUGUUAAAUCUAAAUUUAGGCAAUUCUUGGAUAGGAAUCCCAGGGACAUCAUCCUUACUAUUUAACUGAAGUUGAAGAUGGCAUAAUAGCAUACAUUAACAAAAUAUGUUAUGGGGGGAAAAAAUACACAUUAGGAAUAAUACCUGAAUUUGACAGGUAGAUUUUUUUCUUAAAUGUUUAAAGGUUCCUUGAGGAAACAUAUGUAAUGUUCUGUGUCUAAGAAUUGUUGAUUUGUAAUGUUGUGAGUUGGAUGUAUGGAUUUAAGCCUUCUGAGUGAAAUUCAAGGUUCUGUUACACAUGAAUUGUUUAGACCACAAAUCUCUGACACUUUGCAGCCCAAAAAGGAGGGAGAAGUUUGUUUAGCUUUGACAACAGAAGGCUGAGAUUGGCUAAAAUAUUUUGUACCUAACAAAUACUAGAUUUUACAAUCUCUUAUUAAUCAAAUAUGGCGCCCACUUGAGUUGUCAUUUUGUAGUAUUGUGACAAACUGAGUAAAAAGUAUGAAGUUUAAACACUGGAAUGUCAGUAGUCAUUGAUCUGUAAUUUAGCAGUUGUUUUUAUUUAUCUGAAGAUGUUUGUAUAUUUUGUAAAUUACUAACAAUGCUCUGCCAUCCUGGUGAAUGUAUAUGGUUCUGCACUUCUGUCCCUUUGUUGCAUGUCUGAGUAGUUCAGAAGUUUUGUAUAUUUAUUGUAUUAACACAGUGUCAUAGAAUAAAAAAAGACUUUUUUCCUGGGUGUUUGCUCUGUAUAGUUUCAACCAAUAUGGGGAUAUUUCUUCUAACUGUCAGGAUUAUGUGCAGGGAGGAUGAUGUGUGUAAGUCUGACUUGCUUUUUAUAAUUCUGUAUAUAGAUGCUGUAAUUCUACUGUGAAAUGGGGAAGCAAAAAGUCCACUAUCAAUAAAUCUGGUUAUUGAGAAUUAGUCUACUCAACUGUUAAAAAGAAAAUUUUUAGAAUACUUGCAGUUCACUUUCUUGUGCUGUAAACUCACGAGAGGUAAAAUCUAAACAUGUUCUGUCAUGUCUGAAUGAAAUCCUAGAGGUAUUAAGUGACUCUUAAUAUUGAAAGUAAAAUGAAGUUGCUGAAAACA
Molecule: messenger RNA, 4525 nt
Organism: Chiroxiphia lanceolata (lance-tailed manakin)
Lineage: Eukaryota; Metazoa; Chordata; Aves; Passeriformes; Pipridae
Gene: SCAMP1
Product: secretory carrier membrane protein 1
Exons: 9
Coding region: 211-1230 (339 amino acids)
Biological process (GO): protein transport
Cellular component (GO): trans-Golgi network membrane; recycling endosome membrane
Source: RefSeq, a predicted model, not a curated record